Spodoptera frugiperda (fall armyworm) is the source of this 2014-nucleotide messenger RNA. RefSeq names its product omega-amidase NIT2. Lineage: Eukaryota; Metazoa; Arthropoda; Insecta; Lepidoptera; Noctuidae. The transcript has 6 exons. Gene Ontology annotation, cellular component: mitochondrion. The coding region runs from base 188 to 1099 and encodes 303 amino acids. Gene Ontology annotation, molecular function: omega-amidase activity. Gene Ontology annotation, biological process: L-glutamine metabolic process; oxaloacetate metabolic process. The record is from RefSeq and is a predicted model, not a curated record.
AAACUUAAAUCUGUCAAGUAACUUUGACUUCUUGAUAACUGAUACCGUGUUAUUUCAUUGAUAAUACGAAGAAUACACAUACACUAAGAUCGGAUUGUUAAUAUCUCAGUUGUGUGACACGAAUCAUGCUCAAAAGAGGUAAACAACUGAUAGUAUAGUUAGAAGUUAUUACGUGCAAACUGUGAAUAUGUCCGCGUCUCCAUCUACUUCUACUACCGAUGCCGUGCAUCCUCGGUUUUUAGAGAAACCUGUCAUUAAUGUUGGCGUUGGUGGUUUAAAAGUAGUGCUUGUCCAGUUGGCAGUGGGCAUGGACAAGCACCACAAUGUGACAGAAGCAGUGAAACAGAUACACAUGGCCAAAGCCAGCGGGGCCCAUCUUGUCGCACUGCCGGAGUUCUUCAAUGCACCUUAUGGCACUAAGUACUUUAAAGAAUAUGCGGAGAAGGUACCGGACGGUGAGUCGUGCACGGCGUUGAAGCGCGCGGCGCAGGAGGCGGGCGUGUACGUGGUGGGCGGCACGCUGCCCGAGCGCUGCGGCGACAAGUUCUACAACACCUGCACCGUCUGGGACUCCGCCGGGAACCUCAUCGCGCAACACAGGAAGGUCCACCUAUUCGACAUAGACAUUCCCGGCAAGAUAAGGUUCAAAGAGUCGGACGUGCUGACCGCCGGCGACUGUAUCACCACGUUCGAGUGCUACGGCGUCAAGAUAGGCCUCGGUAUCUGCUACGACCUGCGCUUCUUUGAAAUGGCACAGCUUAUGGCUAAAGAAGGUUGCAGCAUGCUGAUAUACCCGGGCGCGUUCAACAUGACGACGGGUCCGAAGCACUGGGAGCUGCUGGGCCGGUCGCGGGCCAACGACCUGCAGCUGUGGGUGGCGCUAGUGUCACCGGCCCGCGACGCCUGCGCGGACUACGUGGCCUGGGGACACAGCAUGAUCAUCAACCCUUGGGGUGCUGUCGUUGCUCAGCUGGAUGAGAAGCCUGGACAGCUUGUUGGUACUAUUGAUAUGGAACCGCUAGAGGCAGUAAGAAGUCAGAUCCCAAUCAGAUCGCAGAGGAGAACAGAUUUGUAUGACACCAUCUCUUGCAAAAAAUAACAGUUUGGUCCAUAAACCGAAAUUUUACUUUUAUACCAACACCAUACUUGACCUUAGGCAAAGAACUAUACACCCUGUUAACUGUUAAGUAAGGUCUAUUUUGCGUUGUAUUGUUAUACCAAUACGCCAAGUAUUGGUAAUGAAUCUGAAUUUUGUAUAGAUUUGUUAAUCUGUUUAUUUUAAAGAAACAAAAGAUACAAUUUCAUUGUGUUUUCUUUUCUAUCGUUAAAAUUUUAAUGGAAUAUUGUGUGGAGGGGACAAUAUGGGAUAUUUUAUUAUGAUAUUAGCCCAAGAAUUUUACUAUAACUUUCGUGAGACAUACUAAAUUAAUCAUUAUGUUAUACUGCUACUGUAGUAGCAGUGUGACAGUCGCCGCGUCGUGUCGCGGAAUGCUACUCAUGAAUAUGAGCCUCUAGCAUGGCUUGAAACUAGUCGAGUUCCUCGUCAAACAGUUACGUGAGUAAGCCGUUAACAUAAUAAUUAUUAAUGAUAUUAAAUUAGUAAAAAAUUAAAAAACGAUGUUUCGAAUGUAGUCUAUAAACGUCACAUUAACUGCCGUACUCAGAGUCAUUUCAUGGUUACUUAACCCAGUCAUUAGCAAUUGUUUUCGGAACAAAAUCUUUAAUCGUUUAGUAAUCAUUAAAUGUUUCUGAGUACGGCAGUAACUACACAUGUUUUGUAUCUAUAUGCUCAAAAGAAGGACACUCACUCCAAAAUGGUAUACAAGUCUACUAAGAUUAAAAAUGUUUUAAACCAAAAGGGAACAAUUGCUGCAAUUUAAAGAAAAUAAAAUACUUAAGUAAGUUUUAUUCUUAUAUACAUACACUUUUAUUUAAUAUAUUACAAUGUUACUAUUACUAUUUUAUAUGUUAUUUUGAUAUACUUAUAUUGGUUUUCAUUAAAGUUUUGAAAGUA